AUGCGGUUCAUGCUGCUGUUCAGCCGCCAAGGGAAACUGAGGCUGCAGAAGUGGUACCUGGCCACGGCCGACAAGGACAAGAAGAAGAUGGUGCGGGAGCUGAUGCAGGUGGUGCUGGCCAGGAAACCCAAAAUGUGCAGUUUCCUCGAGUGGAGGGACCUCAAGGUGGUCUACAAGAGGUACGCCAGCCUGUACUUCUGCUGCGCCAUCGAGGGCCAGGACAACGAGCUGAUCACGCUGGAGCUCAUCCACCGCUACGUCGAGCUGCUGGACAAGUACUUCGGCAGCGUGUGCGAGCUGGACAUCAUCUUCAACUUCGAGAAGGCCUACUUCAUCCUGGACGAGUUCGUGAUGGGCGGCGAGAUCCAGGACACCUCCAAGAAGAGCGUGCUCAAGGCCAUCGAGCAGGCCGACCUGCUGCAGGAGGUGGGGACACCCCGAAAAUCCACCGGGAGGGGCUGGGGGACCCCAAAAGUCCUGGGGGGAGCUUGUGGGGUCAUGGUGACCCCAAAAAUCCAUGGAUGUUCAUGUAGGGUCAUGGUUACCCCAGAAAUCCAUGGAGGUUCUUGUAGGGUCAUGGUGACCCCACAAAUCCAUGGGGAGCUGCUGCAGGAGGUGGGGACACCCCAAAAACCCACCGGGAGGGGCUGGGGGACCCCAAAAAUCCUGGGGGGAUCUUGUGGGGUCAUCAUGGCCCCAAAAAAUCCAUGGAGGUUCUUGUAGGGUCAUGGUGACCCCAAAAAAUCCAUGGGAGAGUCAU
This is a messenger RNA of Passer montanus (Eurasian tree sparrow), 760 nucleotides long. Its product is annotated as AP-1 complex subunit sigma-1A-like. The record is from RefSeq and is a predicted model, not a curated record. The transcript has 3 exons. Gene Ontology annotation, biological process: vesicle-mediated transport; intracellular protein transport. Bases 1 to 723 code for a protein of 240 amino acids. Gene Ontology annotation, cellular component: membrane coat; AP-1 adaptor complex; intracellular membrane-bounded organelle. NCBI's taxonomy places the organism in Eukaryota, Metazoa, Chordata, Aves, Passeriformes, Passeridae. Gene Ontology annotation, molecular function: clathrin-cargo adaptor activity.